GAAGAAUCAAACGCCCUCCAGCAAAGCUUGGACGAGUUGGCGUCACUAGAGAAGGACAUGAGUGUCGCCGAGAGAGACUCCGAGGUCUUUCGCAUCAAGAGAACCCAACACAUCUAUGCAUCUCGUCGUGACAUCCUCAACAAGAUCCCCACGUUUUGGUACAUUGUGCUUGCUGAAAACGACGACUUUGCCGAGUACAUCAGCGUGGAGGACUUGAAGUACUUGGAGCUCAUCGACAACAUCUAUGUCCACUACAACAUAGCCGACAUCGAAAACCCCAGUGAGGACGACCUCAAGCACUUCAAGGACUUCUACAUCACCAUUGACUUCAGCUCCAAGGACGGAGUGAUUCCUGACCAGAAAGUCACCAAGCACUUUAAGACCAUCAUUGAAGAUGGCGAAGAAAAGAUUAUCUCCGAGCCGGUUGACAUCAAGUGGCCCCACGAGUUGGACGCCAUCAACCCUGCCUUGAUCAAGAAGAACAAGGGCAAGCAAUUGUCUGCAGACGACAAGAAAAACUAUCGUCUUGGAAUGAAGUCGUUCUUUUCGUGGUUUGCGUGGACAGGAGAGAAACCUGGCAAGGAGUUCAGAAACGGAGAAGACUUGACCAGAUUGAUCGUGGACGACUUAUUCUUGAACGCUACCAAGUACUACGUGUUGGCACUUCCAAACGACGAGGACAGUGAUGACAGUAAUGAGGACGACAGCUCCGAGGGCGAAGAGUUGGACUUGAGCGACGACGAAGUC
Molecule: messenger RNA, 747 nt
Organism: Suhomyces tanzawaensis NRRL Y-17324
Lineage: Eukaryota; Fungi; Ascomycota; Pichiomycetes; Serinales; Debaryomycetaceae
Exons: 1
Biological process (GO): nucleosome assembly
Cellular component (GO): nucleus; chromatin
Molecular function (GO): chromatin binding; histone binding
Source: RefSeq, a predicted model, not a curated record